Molecule: messenger RNA, 1608 nt
Organism: Coregonus sp. 'balchen'
Lineage: Eukaryota; Metazoa; Chordata; Actinopteri; Salmoniformes; Salmonidae
Source: the annotation of a GenBank genome assembly
AUGGCGUGCCAUGGUCUGGUAGAUGGGGGCCUGCACACUGCUCCGACAAUGGCAGGUCCAACAUGGCGCAACUCCAGAGGGGUCGAGCGGAGGCUCGACUAUAUUUUUCCAUCCAGGUCACUGGGUCAGUUGUCUGGGCGUUUGUUGCCUGGGUUUAUUUUGUAUCACGACGGGGUGCUGCUGCAGGUGGGGGCACCAGUCUGCCUCUUUGGUAGGGGGUACUGUAAGUUAGAACGGGAGGUACUGGAUGAGCAGGCUUUCAUUAACGGUUUUGUUGAUUUCUUUAGGGGGCUUGAGGGCCUCCGGUCCAUGUGUGAGGGGGUGUUAGAGUGGUGGGAAAUAGCAAAGGUGAGGAUUAGGGUUUUUAUAAUAGGAUAUUGUAAGAGGAAAAAGAGGGAGGAAAGGAGGGAGGUGAAUCAUAUCCAAAGGCUGCUCGAACUCGAGGCAGGCAACCUCGGCGGGUCGGUAGACUGGGAGAGAUCCUCUGCCCUAAAGGCGCAACUUAGGGAGGUGCAUGAGCGGAAGGCUUGCGCUUUCCUGGAGCGUGCGCAUAGUGGGUUUUUAUAACACGACGAGACUUGUUCCGCCAUGUUCUUUAAAUCAGUUAGGGGAAGACAGAGUAGGAAGGUAAUGUACGGGGUUAGGGAAGAAAACGGUAGAGUAGUGAGAGAAACUGAGGAAAUAGUCAAGGUGACCACGGAACAUUUCCAAGGUUUUUUUCAAGAAAGGGCAGUAGAUGUAGAGCAGGGAAACGUGUUUUUAGAACACCUGUCCCGGCGAGUGCCAGAGGACAUUAGACAAGCGAUGGAGGCUCAGAUCUCCCUCGAAGAGGUUGAGAGCGCCCUCAGGAGGAUGGGAAAAGGGAAGGUGCCCGGGAUGGAUGGGCUGCCGGCAGAGUUUUACCUGAAGUAUUGGGGGAAACUUGGUCCGGUAGUCCUUGAAGUCUUGAAGGCCAUCCUCGAGACGGUGGUCCCGGGGGGAUCAAUGGCCGUAGGUGUGCUGUCACUUCUUUACAAGAAGAGGGACGCAACAGACCUUGGCAACUGGUGGCCGUUGACCAUGCUGUGUGUAGAUUAUAAACUGCUUGCGAAGGUUCUAGCGGACCGGUUGCGCACAGCCCUUCCCUACGUCGUCCAUGAGGUUCAGACGUGUGGGAUAGAGGGCCGCUCUAUUAGGUGGAACCUGAGUUUGAUUAGGGACUCCAUCACUUGGGUAGAGGAUAGAGGGCUGCCAUUAAUGGUAGCAGCACUUGAUCAGGCUAAAGCCUUUGAUCGAGUUAAUAGAUAUUUUCUUUUCAGGGUGUUAGGUAGGUUAGGUUUUGGGAAGAAGUAUAUAGGGUGGAUCCGUGCUUUAUAUGUCAGAGCAGAGUGCCGGGUUAAUGUAAACGGUCACAUGGGUGACGUUUUUGACCUCGCGUCGGGGGUCAGGCACGGGUGCCCGCUCUCAGCAUUCCUCUUCGUUCUGUACAUGGAGCCUCUGGGGGCUGCCAUUAGGGCAGACACAGGGGUGGAGGGCUUGCUUAUCCCUGGGAGCGGUGGGCUGCACGUUAAGAUGACGCAGUACGCCGACGACACACUUCCUUGUUACUAUGCAAGGACUCGUGCCUGA